Molecule: messenger RNA, 2436 nt
Organism: Fimicolochytrium jonesii
Lineage: Eukaryota; Fungi; Chytridiomycota; Chytridiomycetes; Spizellomycetales; Powellomycetaceae
Exons: 12
Coding region: 156-2306 (716 amino acids)
Biological process (GO): nucleobase-containing compound metabolic process
Cellular component (GO): cytoplasm
Molecular function (GO): AMP kinase activity; ATP binding
Source: RefSeq, a predicted model, not a curated record
CAGUAAACCACCUGACGCUUAUGGCAGCUGCUACGCGUCGCGUCGAUUUAUCGGAGUUGUCACAAAUGGUGUGGAGCGUCCACCGCAAAUCUCGUAGGGCUUUGCAACGAGUGGAAACCGCAUAUUCGCAGUGAUUAGUGCUCGAAAACCACAAAAUGAAAGUCUUCAUAUCCCACAUCGAUAGCCCCCUCGGACACAACCUCUCCCGCCACUUCUCCACCACCCUCGUCGGCUCCCGCCGUCCCGAAGAGGAGCCCAGCGACGAAGAGGAGGAGGACGCACCCGUCGCCGAGAAACCCAAAGAGAACGAAAACUAUAUCAUCUCCGGAACGCUGCAGGAUGCGGAUCCGGGCCUCGCGGGAUUUCCGCCACCGAGGCCGGGGCUGAUGGUGGAGACGGGGGAUAGAAAGGCGGAUAAGGCGAGGAGGGAGGCGAUUGCGAGAUUUAAUGUUGGAGGGGAGAAGCCGAAAUGGGUUGCGGAAGUUGUUGAGAAGAACGACCGCGAAGCGCUAAAACAAGCAUUGCUGAGCGCAGACGUUAUCGUCUACGACAUCGUCGCAUGUCUCGACGAGGCAACAUGGGCAUUAGAAACCCUAAGCGCCGAAGCCGACACAUUCCUCGACUGUCCUAAAACCUUUAUCGGCGUGUCCAGCGUGCUCACAUGGGCAAAGACCAAAAUCGAUCCAGAUGAUCCUGAGGCGUUUAUUGGAGAAGAUGAAUACCGCCGACGGCGGCCACAUCCUAAUUUCAAAGAUCAUUUGGCGUUGGAGAAGAAUAUCAUCAAGGCCGGGAAGAAGAGCGCGUUGAGGACGUAUGUCCUUGCUGCUGGGUUGGUGUAUCAUACAGGGGAUAGUAUCUUCCAUCCGUUUUUGAAGAUGGCAUGGCAUAACAAGGACCUGACGUGCUACGGGGACGGGGACAACAUCCUCCCGAUGAUCUACAUCGACGACUUAUGCGGAAUCAUCGUCGACACCGCCGAGACCCUUCCCGAAUCGCGGUACAUGCUCGCCAUUGACGAUUCGAAGCACUCGUUGUACGAGGUUUUGAGGGCGAUCAGCGAAACACUGGGAACUGGAAAAGUGCACAAGGCAUCGAAAGAGGUCGCGCUGUUGAAUCCCGACAUCCCGCAAUUGAAUUUCGACCAAUUGCUGGUGAAUCUAAGGCUUGACCAGGGCCACGUGAAGGAAAUGUCGUUUGGGUGGAAGUAUGAGUCUGGGCUGAUAGAAAACCUGCCACGGUUCGUGCAAGAGUACAAAUAUGCUCGCGGCCUGACCCCGUUGCGGAUAGUGGUCCACGGCCCGCCGGCGUCUGGAAAGACAUUGUUCUCGGAGAAGUUGGCGGAGCACUAUGCGAUUCACUUGGUCGAUGUUGAGAAAGUGCUCGCGGAAGCAAUCGCACGGCUGGAGCGGCGAGCAAACGGCAACCUGACAGAGGAAGAGCAAGAAGACGACAUCGACGCCGACCGCGAGCUCCUGGAGGAGCUUAAAGAGGCUGCCAGAGCGUCGAAUGGGAAAUACCCCGAGGAACAUAUCACAAAUUUUGUGCGUGAUAAAUUGCGGUCGAUGCCGUGUAGGAAUCAGGGUUACGUUAUUGAUGGGUAUCCGACGACUACGGAGGAGGCGAGGGAGCUUUAUCGAUCCGCGGAUGAUGACGGAGGUGACGAGAAGGGACCGGUGAAGAUAGACGAGGUCAUUGGGCCAGAUCAUGUCAUCUCUCUGGACAUAUCCGAUGAAGUCAUCAAGGAGCGGGCUAUGCAUUUACCCGAAUCCGCCGCUGGGACAAAGAACUCCGAGGAAGCCCUCACGCGCCGCCUAGAAGAGUACCGUACCCACAACACAGACGAAACCACCGUCCUCAACUUCUUCGACGAGGCCGAAGUUCACCCAUUCGUGGUGUCCACCGAAGCCAACGGCGUGGAAGCCGUAAUGAGCAUUCUGACGAAGCAGAUUGGCCCAGCUCACAACUACGGCGCCACCAUCGAGCAAUUGGCGGAGCAACGACGGGUGGAGGAGGAAGCGCGGACGAAAGAGGUCGCUGCGGCUGAGGAGGAACGCUUGAAGCGGGAGAAGGAGGAUUCGGAAAGGCAGAGUAAAGCUGUUGCGGAAUGGAACGCACGACUUGAAGAGGUUCGGAAACAGGAGGCAGAAGUUCUAGAAGCACAGUCUGUGCCUCUGAGAAACUAUUUGAUGAAAUAUGUCAUGCCGACUCUCACAUCUGGCCUCAUCGAGGUGUGCAAAGCUCGACCAGAGGACCCCGUUGACUACCUUGCGGAGUUUCUGUUCAAGCACAACCCUGGAAAUGCAUGAUAGGGAGGGAAAGAAUCCGUGUAUAUGUACACUGUGCAUCAUAUGUCAAAUGACUAUCCACCACUGUAUACAUAUCGUUGCAAACCUUGGCUUCUUGAGCGUUGCUGCAUGCCACAUGUCCAUUCGUAUG